AAGAGUCACAAAUUCUGUAGCAUGAGUUUUUACGUUAAAGAGUUCAGUGGUUUACAUUUAAAUUUGAUCCAAUUUUAUGCAUGGUUUUAAAACAAAACAAAGUCGCCGGGGGCACCGGGAAAUGUUCUCUAUUCCCUAUUCCACGUUGCAUUACUUUUGCAGGGAAGAGCGCGGUCGGGGGUUACUUGCUUUUUAUUGAUAGUAGAAAGUCUCAGAUCUUUCAUCUAAGGAACUUAUCGUAUUCUGCGGUAGACAGCUCACUAAAGAUGGCCCCAAGAAAGCCACUUCUUCUUCUUUUCGAUGUGGAUGGAACCUUAACCAAGGCACGACAGGAGAUCACCCCGGAUAUGACCGGGUUCCUCAGCUCUCUGCGCGAGCACGCCUGUGUCGGCGUGGUGGGCGGCUCGGACCUGCCCAAAAUCUGCCAGCAGCUGGCAGGUGGUGACGAGAAGGCCGUACACUCCAUGUGCGAGUACGUGUUCGCAGAGAACGGCCUGGUCGCAUUCAAAGGCGGCGAGUUGAUACAUAAGGCGGACCUGGUCGGAAAACUGGGCGAUGAGUUCCUUCAGCGCUUCAUCAACUUUACACUAGGCUACCUCAGCAAGGUGCAGCUGCCACUGAAGAGAGGCAACUUCAUCGAGUUCAGGAACGGUAUGAUCAACAUUUCUCCAAUCGGCCGCAGCUGCAGCCAGGCCGAGCGGGACGCGUUUGUAGUGUACGACACGGAGCACGGUGUGAGGUCUGCCCUAGUGGCCGCGCUAAACUCCGAGUUCAGAGACGCCAACCUCAGUGUCUGCAUCGGUGGUCAAAUAAGUGUCGAUGUGUUCCCGCGGGGGUGGGAUAAGACGUACUCACUGCAGUUCGUCGAAAAGGAGGGUUUCGAGGCGAUCCACUUUUUCGGUGACAAGACCAGCCCAGGAGGGAACGAUCACGCCAUCUACGAGGAUCCCAGAACAGUGGGCCAUUCUGUGACCGAUCCCAGCGACGCCCGGCGGCAGGUGGAGGAACUACUGAAACUGCGCUGACGGCGCCCCUGGCGGCCGGUGGCGGAACUGCUGAAGGCGUCCCGUCCGCUGCGCCCGUCCAGUUAGACCCGUUAUUCUCGCUCAAAAUGGGCUAUGUGGCGAAGUGUGUUACCUCGCCGUGGCCAUGCCUUUGCGAUGACUGUGUUGGGACGUAAACCGGGUGGGAACACUAGUGGCAUCUGGCGGGGAGCGCCCGAACUGCUCAUAUGACCCUAUUCUGAGUGUUGGUAUGAGUAGAACGGUCACUUGUUCUGGUUGCCCUCAGCAUUCCCUUGACUAUGCCACUGUCGUGUGGUUAUUUGUUUCAUAUGGACCUUGUUAUGAAUUUAGUUGCAGCUCAUCGUGAGUUUUAUAUAUAAAUUGCUUUUUCAUCUAUUUUGAAAGCAUCACGUAUAUGUGGUGCAUGAUAUUUUAUAUGCUUUUUGUUAUCAAUGGCUAUGGUUGUUGUUUUUUUUUCUGGGUAUUCUUUGAAAGACAUUUUGGGGUCUGGUUCUUGUGUUUUGCGUAGAUGGAAUUUCUGAAUAUCAACGUUCUACUGAACCUGGAACGCUGGAUAAUAAAGACUGUUGUGUCCUA
Molecule: messenger RNA, 1601 nt
Organism: Amphibalanus amphitrite
Lineage: Eukaryota; Metazoa; Arthropoda; Thecostraca; Balanomorpha; Balanidae
Product: phosphomannomutase-like
Exons: 7
Coding region: 81-1025 (314 amino acids)
Biological process (GO): mannose metabolic process; protein N-linked glycosylation; GDP-mannose biosynthetic process
Cellular component (GO): cytosol
Molecular function (GO): phosphomannomutase activity
Source: RefSeq, a predicted model, not a curated record